AUGCUGGGCAUGGCAGAUGACGAAAGCUCUGCAGGCUCCGAGAGCGAAGUCUCCUCCAACGGCGAAGAAUUCGAACACGAUGAGGCUGUCGAAGGCCGCCGGCAGGCACGAAUGCUGCGAAAAGUUCUCACUCGCUUGGAGGGAUCGGUCCUGAGGGCUUGGCGCAAGGCCUUUGAUGCCGAGGGCGAUGGACGCAUCAACGAGUUCCAAUUCGUGCGGCUCUGCCGACAGGUCAAAUUCUUAGGUGAUCCGUGCCUGGUCUUCCGUUUCUUGGACGACGACAGCUCAGGUGAGCUUACGCUGGAAGAAGUACACAAAGAACAGAACGACCUAUGGGCCGCUUUUGUUGAUUUUUGUGCAGAGAGCUUCGCCGGAUCACUUGACAUGAUCCAGAAGCUGAACGGUGGUGGCGAGCGGAAAGUCAGUUCACAACAGUUUCAAGAAGGUCUACACCGAUAUGGAUGGACAGGCGGUUACGAGCUCCUCCUUUUUGAUGCAGUUGACCUUGGAGGCGAUGGAUUUAUCGAGUCUGGAGACUUGAAGUGGUUGGACAUUCAGCAAAAGCCGGCACCUAAACUGUUGAGUCCUCCCUGUCUAUUGAUCGGUGUGGCAAACUUCGCAUGCCAACUAAAUUCGCCACUCGUUUGUUCACCUGGGCUUCAGCCUGCUCGAGAGAAACACGCUCUUGUUCCAGCCUUCGCUCAGCACUCCUCAUGUCGGCCUCCAUUGCCGUCCGUCCAGCUGCUUGGUGAGAAUUGGGCAAGCGGUCCGGAGCGUGGUGUUUCGAAGCAUAAACAGCUUUGA
This is a messenger RNA of Symbiodinium sp. CCMP2456, 804 nucleotides long. The record is from the annotation of a GenBank genome assembly. Lineage: Eukaryota; Dinophyceae; Suessiales; Symbiodiniaceae.